ACUUGCUUUCGUUUUGUCGACGAUUGCUCCCCCAAACAUAAACAAAAAGCGAAUUUUAUUUUAAGAAACGUCCGAACACUAUCCGAACAAUAUCUUUAAAAAUAAAUUGUUUAGGGCCGUUUUGAGACCAACUGUACGGACAUUUAUGAAGCAAGUGGAAUAUCCCCCAGCAUGCCUCGCUUCUCAAACUGUCAGAUACUUUCUUAAGGUGUUUUCGCGCCGGAUGCAGCCCAGUGAAACACUAAAGGUGGUCUAAGUUGCCAUCAUGCCACAGGCUGCUCUUUGCUUGCUGCUGAUGUUUGUGUAUUUGGGAUCCUCGAUGGGAGCACAGCUGCCACAUUUAAAGCCACCUGACAUCCCUGGCUCUCCUCCCUUCCCUUGGGACCAGAUGAGACUCCCCAAAACAGUCUUCCCUGUCCACUAUAUGCUGACCAUCCAGCCCAACUUAACUACCUUGGAUUUCAAGGGCAUUGUUCGCAUCCAGCUGGACAUACGUGAGGACACCACAGCCAUCGUCCUUCACGCCAAGCAGUUGAAGACCUUCAAUGUGAAGGUUAGGACGCCUGAGGGUGUGCGGGAUCUGCAAGUUCUGGAAAAUCCUUAUCAUCAACAAUUAGCCUUGGUCUCAGAUGAGGUGUUGACCAAAGGGAAGGACUACGAGGUCGAGUUGGAGUUUUCUGCCGAGCUGUCUGACAGCUACCAUGGGCUUUAUAGGAGCAGCUACCGGACAAGCAGCGGGGAAGUCCGGAUGCUGGCGUCCACACAGUUUGAAGCAACGUUUGCCCGAACCGCCUUCCCUUGCUUCGACGAGCCCGCCUUCAAGGCCAACUUCACCAUCUCUGUCAUACGAGAGCCUCAACACAUCGCCAUAUCCAACAUGCCUAAGACUAAAACGCUAGCGUUGCCUGGAGAUGUGCUGGAGGAUUGCUUUGGCACCACGGUGAAGAUGAGCACGUACUUGGUGGCCUUCAUCGUGUCUGACUUCCAGUCCGUGAGCAAGUACACCCAGCAGGGCGUCAAGAUUUCCGUCUACGCCGUGCCUGAAAAAGUCAACCAGACAGGUUUCGCACUGAAUGUCGCUGUCAGGCUGCUGGAUUUCUAUGACAACUACUUCAAUAUUGCCUACCCGCUGCCCAAACAGGACCUGGCUGCCAUCCCUGACUUCCAAUCGGGAGCUAUGGAGAACUGGGGUCUGACCACAUACCGAGAAGGAGCCCUUCUCUACGAUCCCGACCAGUCGUCCGUCUCAGACAAAGUGCACAUCACUAAGAUCAUCGCUCAUGAGCUCGCACACCAGUGGUUUGGCAACUUAGUGACGAUGGAGUGGUGGAGUGACUUGUGGCUCAACGAGGGCUUUGCCAAGUUCAUGGAGUUUAUUUCUCUCGACAUCUCCUACCCUGAGCUGCAGACGGACGACAUGUUCUUGAUGAAGUGUUUCCAUGCCAUGGAGGUUGACAGUCUGGCCUCGUCUCACCCCAUCUCCACACCAGUGGAAAACCCCACCGAGAUCCAGGAAAUGUUUGAUGACGUGUCUUAUGACAAGGGAGCGUGCAUUUUGAAUAUGAUACAAGUCUUCCUGACGCCCGAGGCUUUCGAGGUGGGGAUUAUCCGCUACCUGAAACGAUACAGCUACCGGAACACAGUCAACAGCCACCUGUGGGAGAGCCUGACAGAUAUCUGCAAUGGGGAUGAUUUGCAAGAAGCUCCGCCUAAACAAAAGGAAUUCUGCUCCAAACGCGACCUCGAAUCUGGAAAAUCUUAUAAUGACAAUUUGGAUGUCAAGACCAUCAUGGACACAUGGACGCUACAGCAGGGCUUCCCGCUGGUCAGUGUGGAGGUCAGACACCGCAAGGUGUGGCUCACCCAGGAGCGCUACCUGAAGAGCGGGGACGCUGCCAACACUGAACGCAGAUUCAUUUGGUGGAUCCCUCUGACCUACAAGACUAGUGUUUCCAAUAAAACACAGCAUCACCUGAUGAUGUCAACGGCGGACAUCCUGCGCCUGCCAGAUGAGGUCGAGUGGCUGAAGUUCAACGUGGACAUGAGCGGCUACUACAUUGUCCACUAUGCCAAUAAAGGUUGGCGCGCCAUCAUUAAACUGCUGCAAGACAACCACACGGCGCUGAGCGGCAAAGACAGAGCCAGCCUCAUACACGACGUCUUCCAGCUCGCCAGCAUAGGGAAAGUGGACCUGGCGACAGCUCUGGACUUGUCCACGUAUCUUUCCAAAGAGACUGACAUCAUGGCCGUGUUUCAGGGCCUCGGAGAACUCUUACCUAUCUACAAGCUGAUAGAGAAGAGAGAAAUCACUCAACUGUAGAUAAGCAUGAAGCAUUACAUUCUGGACCUGUUCAAGGGUUUGAUCAGCCAACAGAAGUGGGACGACUCAGGUUCCGUGUCUGAGCGAAUGCUGCGCAGCCACCUGCUGCUGUUCGCCUGCGUCAGGAAAUUCACUCCGUGCGUGACCAAAGCCCAGCAGCUGUUCGACAUGUGGAAAGACUCUGAUGGCGACAUGAGCCUCCCCGUUGACGUCAUCAUGGCUGUGUACGUCGUUGGGGCUCAAACAUCGGAAGGGUGGGACUUCCUGUUGGAGAAGUAUCGACGGUCUUUGCAAACGUCCGUGAAAACACACAUCAAGGCUGCCUUGACGUUUACCCCGCUGCAUGAAAAGCUCAAAUGGAUGUUGGAGCAGUCUCUACUUGGCGAGGUGAUGGAAACUCAUGACCUCCCAGAGGUCAUUUUUUACGUCAGCAGGAACCCCAUCGGCCACAAACUCGCCUGGGACUUCAUCCGCGCGAACUGGCAGACCUUGAUCGAAAAGUUUGAACUUGGCUCCGCCUCCAUAGCGCACAUGGUGACAGGGGUGACCAGCCAUUACUCCACAUCAGAAAUGCUCGAGUCGGUGCAGAAUUUUUUUGGUUCUUUAACGGAGGAGACGGGCUCAGAGAUGAGGUGUAUCCAGCAGGCCUACGACACCAUCCAAGACAACAUCAACUGGGCCAAUAACAACUUCCCCAAACUGCUGUCCUGGCUGAACAAACAGCAGCGUGUUCGAAAUACACCUAAACCUAAACCUAAACCUAAACCAACCAACCCACAUCUGCAUGUGGACUUGUAGCGGACACAAAAUGGAUUUACAUUUUUUUACAUAAAUUCCCCCAAAAUGUGUGCUCUGGAAGGCUGGUGAUUCAGUAUUUGAGAGAACAAUCCAACGUGGACUUCAGUCAUGUAAACAUAGACAAACACACGAGUCGCAAAUUUGAGGACUUGAGGCUUGCUUGACCAAAUCUGGUAAAAAAGUGGACUUGUUUUUUUUUUACUUGAGACUUGACUUGGACUUGAGGGUAGGGCUGGGCGAUUAAACAAUAUCAAUAUAAAUCGUGAUAGACACAUAAUCGAUAUCAACGCAAUACAAUACGUACAUUUUUUUUCUUCUUUGUCGGAAGAAACUUGAAGUUGUAAAGGAACUCGCUCUCUGGUAACUGAGGAACACAGGAAGUGAUCGCUCAUCAGUGGGAGUGACAAGCUAACAACCAAUUAGGUAACGGUAUCAACUAUAAUUUUUGGUUGCGCCAUCUCACACUGAACUAGUAAUAUUAUUCUUGAUUUUAAUUGUAUUCAAUAAUUAUAUGUAACCUUGCCACAGUUUAAUAGACUAAAACUUGUCAAACGACAUGAAAUCAUUCGUCAAUCCAUCCAUCCAUCCAUUUUCUACCGCUUAUUCCCUUUCGGGGUUGCGGGGGGCGCUGGCGCCUAUCUCAGCUACAAUCGGGCGGAAGGCAGGGUACACCCUGGACAAGUCGCCACCUCAUCACAGGGCCAACACAGAUAGACAGACAACAUUCACACUCACAUUCAAACACUAGGGCCAAUUUAGUGUUGCCAAUCAACCUAUCCCCAGGUGCAUGUCUUUGGGAGUGGGAGGAAGCCGGAGUACCCGGAGGGAACCCACGCAUUCACGGGGAGAACAUGCAAACUCCACACAGAAAGAUCCCGAGCCUGGAUUUGAACCCAAGACUUCAGGAACUUCGUCUUGUGAGGCAGACGCACUAACCCCUCUGCCACCGUGAAGCCGUCAAUCACAAAGAUUAUUAUUUUUUUAACACAUAAACCUUAGGCUUAGGACAGGGUGAUUAGAAAAACAGGUAUUUACGAAAUAUACUGUAUAAGAAAGGGAAUCAUAAAUAACUGAGGAAAAAUACAAUUAUGUUGCGAUAAAAUAAACUAUAUGAAUGAUAGAAAUUGAAUAUGUUUCUUAAUUAAACUGCUCAAAAAAUACAGCUUCACCACUUUAAUUGUAUUUUUUGCGCUUAAAAUACUUCUCCAUGACUGUAGCUCCAUUUUUUCCCCUGUUUGUUUGGGAUUGUCAUUACUGCCACAAGUGGUGGUAAAGGGUAUUUCAACUGAGUAUUACCACGGCCCAUACAGACCACAGCCAAGAAACAAAUAUUUUUUGCCGGCCCAUCAAUGGGCCCCUGUCCCUAUGGUUAAGAAACACUGCUUUAGAACACAGCCGUAGGUUAUUGGCAUUAAACCUGCAGAAAAUAAUUAUUAUCAGCUUUUUCUGUUUACGUUUUCACACUUUGCACUAUUUUGUUCCACAUUUUUAAGCAUUUAUUAUGUAUUCCUUUUUUUCGCAGCUUUAAUUUAAGAGUUUAUUGAUAAGUUUUUAAUGUGAUUUUAGAAUUUUGUUGACAUUGAGUGUUUCCCAUGCUUCCUUUCUGCCUUGAUAGCUAAGGGAGAUUAUUUAACAAUGACUUGUUAAAUUAAAUAUUUGCAUUUUU
Messenger RNA from Nerophis ophidion (straightnose pipefish), 4784 nucleotides. RefSeq names its product endoplasmic reticulum aminopeptidase 1b (gene erap1b). The transcript is spliced from 19 exons. Gene Ontology annotation, molecular function: metalloaminopeptidase activity; zinc ion binding; peptide binding. Gene Ontology annotation, cellular component: cytoplasm. NCBI's taxonomy places the organism in Eukaryota, Metazoa, Chordata, Actinopteri, Syngnathiformes, Syngnathidae. Gene Ontology annotation, biological process: peptide catabolic process; proteolysis. The record is from RefSeq and is a predicted model, not a curated record.